AUGUCUGAACUUAUAGAUCGACCACGUUCAGAGCUUACGGAGAGUGAACUUCAAGAGCUUGAAGAGUUCGAGUUCAAUCAUGGCCCACUAUCGCUUAUACAAAACUCAGUGAAGACAGGUGCACCUGUGAUGAUUCACUGCAGGAAUAAUCAUAAGCUACUUGCUAAGGUGAAGGCGUUUGAUAGGCAUUGCAAUAUGAUUCUAGAAGAUGUUAAGGAACUCUGGACCGAAACAACGAGGAAUAGCAAGGGCAAAAUUAUAAAGACAACGUCAAAGGAAAGAUUUAUUGUCAAGCUCUUUCUAAGAGGGGAUUCUGUGAUUAUCGUGCUCAAAGUUUAG
This is a messenger RNA of Candidozyma auris, 339 nucleotides long. RefSeq names its product mRNA splicing protein SMD2 (gene SMD2). Gene Ontology annotation, biological process: RNA splicing; spliceosomal snRNP assembly. The record is from RefSeq and is a predicted model, not a curated record. Lineage: Eukaryota; Fungi; Ascomycota; Pichiomycetes; Serinales; Metschnikowiaceae. The transcript has 2 exons. Bases 1 to 339 code for a protein of 112 amino acids. Gene Ontology annotation, cellular component: precatalytic spliceosome; U1 snRNP; U5 snRNP. Gene Ontology annotation, molecular function: RNA binding.